AUGCCUCCUCGAUUGAACUUUCGUGCUGCGGCCCGGUCUCUUGUUAUAUUAACGAGGCCUUCGAUUGCCUCGCAUCAGCCCCGAAUUGCGCAAGUUGUGUCACGACGAGGUUUCGCGGAGGAGAAGAGCCAACAGCCAACGGGCCCGAAGCCAGAUGUUCUGCCAAAUGUGAGCGAGGAAGCGGCAGAAGUGAGCAGAGUAAUUGGGAAGGAAGGACCGGAUUUGGGGCAAGGAACUCCUGUGCAAGAUAUCCUCAAGGGCGACCAGGAGGGCAAGGAUAACGCGCCCCAAGUUAUCAAGGAGGAGAUUGAGGGAUUAAAUGCCGCGGACUCGAUAACUUUCCAAAAUCUCCUUGCCUUAGGACAGAUCCAGAACAUUGCCAACGGUGGCCAUGGCGAAGACGCCGUAACUGUCGGACACAAAUUUGAGGUGCCCGAGUUGCCAUUGCCUUCAAAUAGCAAUCUCAGACAUAGAUAUGAUCCGGUGGUAACCCAGGUCACGAAUCUGCUGAUGCGGCAUGGCAAGUUGAGCGUUGCACAAACGAACAUGGCAUUCAUUUUAAACCAUCUUCGAACCGCCCCACCCCCAAACUACAAUCCUUCUCGUCCUCUCUUGCCGGGUUUCCCUCCCUCAUCUCAUCUACCUCUUAACCCUGUCGGAUACCUUACGCUCGCUAUCGACUCCAUUGCCCCAUUAUUAAGAAUUCGCGCCCAAAAAGGAGCAGCAGGUGGUGGAGCUGCAUUGCAAAUACCAGUUCCCCUGGGACAACGGCAACGGAGGCGGCAGGCCGUCCAAUGGAUUUUAGACGCAGUAAACAAGAAGAAAUCAAGAGGAAGUGGGAAACACCAAUUUGCCCAACGAUUCGCGGACGAAAUCAUUGGGAUUGUGGAGGGCAAGAGCAGCGUGUGGGACCGAAGGAACUUGGUACAUAAGACAGGAACGACGGCAAGGUCAAAUUUGAAUUAUUCAGCGAGGAAGAUGAAGUGA
Messenger RNA from Venustampulla echinocandica, 987 nucleotides. Its product is annotated as Ribosomal protein S7. Bases 1 to 987 code for a protein of 328 amino acids. Gene Ontology annotation, biological process: ribosomal small subunit assembly; translation. Lineage: Eukaryota; Fungi; Ascomycota; Leotiomycetes; Helotiales; Pleuroascaceae. The record is from RefSeq and is a predicted model, not a curated record. Gene Ontology annotation, cellular component: ribosome. The transcript has 3 exons. Gene Ontology annotation, molecular function: rRNA binding; structural constituent of ribosome; mRNA binding.